Girardinichthys multiradiatus is the source of this 1422-nucleotide messenger RNA. It is a transcript of the gene pdcd6, whose product is annotated as programmed cell death 6. Gene Ontology annotation, molecular function: calcium ion binding. The transcript has 6 exons. The coding region runs from base 182 to 739 and encodes 185 amino acids. NCBI's taxonomy places the organism in Eukaryota, Metazoa, Chordata, Actinopteri, Cyprinodontiformes, Goodeidae. The record is from RefSeq and is a predicted model, not a curated record.
AUAGGCCACGCCUCUGUGCGGGAGUGAGCUGCCACUUUGGGCUUGGCUGCUGAAGUCUGAUUGAAGCGACUGAGAAGAGAAACUACAGCAGAGGGAAGUGCACAAUCCGUUCUUGGCCUACUGUGGGUUGUAGUUUUUUUUUUUUGUUUGUUUGCUGUGACAGAGCUUUUUCUUCGUUAAGAUGGCGUAUCACAGCCCCUACAGAGCCCCCCCGCACAUCAACGCUCCUCCAGACCAGAGCUUUCUGUGGAAUAUCUUCCAGAGGGUUGACAAGGACCGGAGUGGAGUCAUUUCAGACUCGGAGCUUCAGCAGGCCCUAUCGAAUGGCACAUGGACUCCCUUCAACCCGGUGACGGUCCGCUCCAUCAUCUCCAUGUUUGACAGGGAAAACAAGGGUGGAGUAAACUUCAACGAGUUUGCCGGUGUGUGGAAGUACAUCACAGACUGGCAGAACAUCUUCAGGACCUACGACAGAGACAACUCUGGCUUCAUCGACAGGAAUGAGCUCAAACAGGCACUGACCGGAUUCGGCUAUCGUCUAUCAGACCAGUUCUACGGCACUCUGAUCGAGAAGUUUGACCGGCAGAGGAAGGGACAAGUGGCCUUUGAUGACUUCAUCCAGUGCUGUAUUGUAUUACAGAGGUUGACUGACGUCUUCAGGCGGUACGACACAGACCAGGAUGGCUGGAUCCAAGUUUCUUAUGAACAGUAUCUUUCCAUGGUCUUUAAUGUCGUAUAACGCACAUGAAGCCCACAAAAGAGCACAACUGGACACAACUGUGCCAAGGCUCCCGGCACCCUUUGGACGUCUGCCCAUACUGGACACUACAAUAUUUUUUUUAAACCUAGUCUCGUAAACGGAAAUUAUAAUCUUAAAGCAAGAAAACAAUAAGUGCUUGGUGUAUGGUUAAAAAAAACUCUUGUAGUGUUUUGUUUGUUGACAAGUUCUGAACAGGUCCAUGCUGGGGACUGUGGGUUAGGGACAAUUAUGGACACAUCUGUCUGUUAGUCUGUCUAUGUCGACACAUUUUUAAUGUCUUAAAGUUAAGAGGUUGAAGAAAAUAUAUCUGUUCAGUAAAAUAAAUGCACUGUAAAUAUAAUUUGCAUGCUUUUCAGGGAAAUUAAGCCCCAUAUCGAAAGCAUGCUGUCCCUUUCAUUUGACGUGUCCUCUGCCCUCUUUGCUCAAAGCCAUGUUUACAAAAACUGUGAAAGCAGGUGGCGCUCUGCUUUGAGGUUCACUGACAUGCCAGCUUACGUGCCAUAUUUGUAUGAACAUAUUUUUAACAGCCAGUAUUUAAACGUUAUAACAUCAUUUUUGGUCGAGGGUAAGCAUAAUAUCAUUAGUUUUGCUUUUUUUUUUCUGUGCAUGAUGCCUUAAAAUGUGCAAAAAUUAAAAAUCUUUUAUUAAAAAAGGUAAUCCAA